AUGGCUCCGUUCCCCAGCUUCACCGGCCCGCCUGCUGAGACGAAGACUAUCCGCAUCCCGACCUUUCGCUCGCCCACAGCCAAGACCCAGCCCGCGCCUGUCCCACAGAACCGAGACGAAGCGCGUGCAGCGAGGCUGAAGACGAGUGGAGAAGGGCAAUGGGCCUCACUCGACGCGCUCGCCUCGGCAGGACCCUCCUCUCUCGCCCAUCUGCUCGCCAAACGAGACCCCUCGACCUCCCGUUCAACCGCAUCGUCGAGCUCUUCGCGCCCGAAGCCAGUCCCAGAACCGUCUAAAAAGGGUGCUGCUGCGCGCAAGUCGCCGAGGAAGUCGGGAGCGAGGGGGGAAGUCGGUCGGACGGCGGAAGGAGCUAGCGAGGGUGAUCCUCCGGUCUCUGGGCCGUCAAAGCCGACCAAGCGUCUUCCGCGCGCGUCGGCCUUCCCGAAGGACUCGACAGUGACGGCGAAUGCGAUGCCCGGUGUACCUCCUUCACCCAUCGACGACGGUCCCGCUCCUCCUCCUCCGCCACCUCCCGCCGUCUCGACUUCUGCGUCGAAGAAGAAGCCUCGCAAGUCGACUGCGAAGCCCAAGAAGGACGCUCAGAUCGCGAAGGACGACGGGGAGGAAGCCGCGAAGGUGAAGAAGACGCUGAAGCGCAAGUCGGCUGCUGCUGCUGUCAUCGGCCAAGACGAAGCCGCGGACGAGGCGGCGAAGCCGACGAAAAAGCGGAGGUCGAGCGUGAAGGGCAAGGGGAAGGCACAGGAGGUCGAGCAGGACCACGGCGAGGACAAUCGCCCGCAGGCGGAGGCUCUCGUCUCGGUCGCAAAGAAGGCUCGACGCUCUUCGACUCAGAAGACGGAGACGGAUACGGCUACGAGGACGAAGCCGCAGAAGGAGCCGAAGCGCCGUCAAAAGACUCGAGUCGCCGGACCUGUCGUCGCCUCUCCUCCGCCUCCCUCGCCUUCCGCCGACGAAUCCGCCGACGCAUCGGCCGCACCAGCUCGGAAGAAGAAGCGGGCGUGGAAUAGCGCUGCGCAGGCGGACGAGCAGGAGGAGCCGAAGCCGAAGAAGGCGAGGAAGAGCGUUCCGGCGGCUGCGUCGGCCGUAGAGAGGAAGGUCACGUCGAAGGGCAAGACCAAGGGGAAGGAGAAGGCCGAGUCGCCGGAAAAGGAGGAGGCGGCGGGAGCAGCUCGAGCGGCGAAGCGGAAGCGGACUGGGUCUGCCGCCGCCGACCCUGCAAAGGCCGCGAAGCGCCGUCCCGUGCCCUCCGCCGCAACAACCUCCACCUCGCGCAGACAACCCGCCGCCAGCACCUCCCGUCAACCCGCGCGCCGCGCCCGCUCCCCUACUCCCGAUACGUCCGAUGACGACGACGCCGAAGACGCCGACCAGAGCAAGAAGGGCGUGAAGGUCCGCACGGAGCGGCUCAAGGGGAACAAGGGCAAGCUGAACGUGUUUGAUGUCGUUGCGGGAGGGACGAGGAGGAUGCUUGAUCAGCUAAUCGAGGAGCACGGCAAGAACCCUCGCACCCUCAAGCUCCUCCAGUGCUUCGCCUCGAGCGUGCAAUCCCCACUUCUCUCACGCUCCGCCCUCCUCUCAACCCUCACAGCUCACACCCGCGCCCUCACCUCCGCCCGGACAAAGAACAAGAAAUUACGUCUCGAGCUUGUGGAGAUGCAGAGAGCGAGAGCGGAGGUUGAGCGGGAGAUGAGAAGGAGGGAGGAGCAGUGGGCGAGGGAGGAGAAGGAGGCGGAGACGAUCACCUCGACGCACGACUUUCUCGCCAACCUGAGCGCCGCCUCCUCUGCCUGGCGCUGA
This is a messenger RNA of Rhodotorula toruloides NP11, 1818 nucleotides long. RefSeq lists its product as uncharacterized. The record is from RefSeq and is a predicted model, not a curated record. The coding region runs from base 1 to 1818 and encodes 605 amino acids. The transcript is spliced from 6 exons. NCBI's taxonomy places the organism in Eukaryota, Fungi, Basidiomycota, Microbotryomycetes, Sporidiobolales, Sporidiobolaceae.